This is a messenger RNA of Chara braunii, 955 nucleotides long. The record is from the annotation of a GenBank genome assembly. NCBI's taxonomy places the organism in Eukaryota, Viridiplantae, Streptophyta, Charophyceae, Charales, Characeae.
GCGUUUCCCAGAGCGACGCCCAGGAGGUGGAUGAAGCGACGAACAGGGGGGGUGUGGGAGGAUCUGCGGCAAUGCGACGACGUGACGGAAGACUAUUUCAAGGAGAAGCUGCGCAUGUUGUCACGUGUGUUCCGGGAGAUAGCGGAAGCUUUGUCUCCCUUCCUUCAAUGGCGUGUCACUUUCUAUAGGGAGCCCCUCCAACCUGACCUCAUUGUAGCGUACGCUUUGUACAGAUGGGCGUCGGGGGAGACGUACGAGAGCGGGACAUGCAGCUUCGACAUUGGCAGAAAGUCUGGGUUGGUGGUUGUGCGGGAUGUAACUGCGGCAUUGCUGAGUGCGUACGCCGACAAGAUAUCGUGGCCAACGGGGCUGCUGAAGGCGGUCGUCUUGCGCGCUUUCGCUGACAAGGGUUUCCCCAACUGCCAUGGCUGCAUCGAUUGCACCCACAUCUUCAUCGACAAGCCAGCCAAUUGCCCCGGGGAGGACUACUACGACAGAAAACGCCGUUUCUCCGUCCAGGCUCAGGUGGUCGUGGAUCUCAACUUGCGCGUGCUGGACGUGUUCGUCGGAUAUCAAGGGAGUUGCCACGACGUGAGGAUCGUCCACCUGUCCACUUUAUGGGCGCGCACGGAGGCAGGGGAGCUUUUCGUUUGGUCACCUGUCAUGCUGCCUUUCGGUGUGCGGACGAACCGGUAUCUGCUGGGCGACAACGGUUACCCCCCCUCCGAAUGGGUAGUCUUCCCCUACGGUGGUCUAUCACAGCACCCGUCGGAGAUGCGCUUCGACAACAAGCAGAAGACGGCGAGGGGAGAAGUCGAGAGGGCUUUCGGCAGACUGAAGGGGAUGUGAAGGUUGUUCCUUCGCUCCCACAAGACCAACAUGGAGACGUUGCCGCAGCAAUUUGUCGCCGUCUGCAUUCUGCACAACAUACUCAUCGACGCGAGCAUCCCGUUCG